Messenger RNA from Jaminaea rosea, 2888 nucleotides. RefSeq lists its product as hypothetical. Gene Ontology annotation, molecular function: acetylglucosaminyltransferase activity. Gene Ontology annotation, cellular component: membrane. NCBI's taxonomy places the organism in Eukaryota, Fungi, Basidiomycota, Exobasidiomycetes, Microstromatales. The transcript has a single exon. Bases 396 to 2840 code for a protein of 814 amino acids. The record is from RefSeq and is a predicted model, not a curated record.
CGAGCAGCGAGCGAGCCGUUCGCGACGUCAGACAGAGACAGCCACCCGCCUACAAACGCAUCGAUGCAGAGAGCAGCUAGAGGGUCUGCUCCGAAUUUGGUCACCGUGUGGUGCAGCUACGAAAAGAAAUGACGAACGCAACGCAGGGCCAGGCCAGGCCAGGGCAGAGCAGAGCAGGGUGUCGGGGAUGGGAUGGUGAGAUCGAGCAGCGAGCAGCGAGCAGCAGUUAGCCGCUAGUGGGCGACGAUGUGCACUUGGUGGAUUGUCGCACCUCCUCUUCUCCCCUCUGUAUUCGUUUCCUCUUCUCUUCGCUCCUCUCAUUCGUUCCUUCCUUCAUCCAUUCAUUCAUUCAUCCGACCACCUUCUCUAGCCUCGCCUCGCCUCGUCGCGCCGCGAUGGACCACCUUCGUCGCGCCUCCCCUCUCCCAGGCUCCUCGGCCUUCUUCCCCUCCUCGUCAACCUCUGCAAGCACAGGCUCGUCCACAUGCUGCAAUAGCGACGCCGGCGGUCUUGAGGAGCAGCGUUCUUACGACAUCUCGUCAUCGCCAGGCAGCAGCAGCUAUGGCGUUGCGUCACCGCCAGCCACGGACGAGGAGCAGGGAGCAGAAAAGGGACAAUGUUACCACGAGUGGGCAGCAUCUCGCCGGCACAAGCGCAAGAUUUCGGACAUGCCACGAUUGCUCUCUCAGCGGCUGCAGCAGCAUCUUCCAGCAGGCGCGGGCAGGGUGACGCCAUCCAGGAUGAGACUGGUGCUCAAGGUCCUCGCGGUCCUGACCGGCUUGCUGGUCCUCUCUGCCAUGCUGCCCGCCACAUCACCGCUCAGCGUGUGGUAUCGCGGCGACUCGCUCAGACUCGCCGGGGAGACUGCGCGCUACGACUGGCGUAAUGAACGGAUGGCUUCUGGCAAGGGGUGGGGGUGGGGGCUCGCAGAGGGGAUGAGGGAUACGACGCCGCCGUCUGCCGCCAAUCCACACUCCAACACACACGCUAGCUUGGGCUACGAGGAGGCUGCGACUCGUCCGCCCUUGGAUAUCCCGUGUCAGCUCGACGCGUCAGCCUUUGCCUCGCGGUACCGCCUCACCCCCAAAUUCAAGUACUCCCGCAGAUACGUCACCGCAGCGCCUCGGCCGCCCGCGCCGGACAAGCCUAGCGGCUUCGAUCCUCACCCGCGCGAGCUCUCUGCGCCCAUCGUCGAGGGCUGGGAAACGAUGGCCUGGCACGGCGUACCAAUCGACGAAGCCUGCAGGGGCAAGGAAGGCGACAAGAUGGGCGCCUGCAUCGCCAAGGAGCAGCGCAUGCGAGUCAGUCGUGGCGCCCUCGAUACCACGUCCGCGUCGACGUCGGCGUCGUCUCCGCAAGGCCUCACGCGCCUGUCCUCCUGCUCGUCCUCCCUCGAACCGCUCCGCAUCCCUACCUACCCAAUCCCGCGCACCCAAACCCAGCCGGAGCACGUCAUCCUCGGCCUCGCGUCCGACGCCGAUCGAUUGCUGGAGAUGAUGCCCAUCCUCGCGUACAGUUUCGCCCACUCGAACCUGCACCUCGUCCUCAACCUCCCCAAGAACUCGCGCAUCCCCGAGCUCCGCAAGACGUUGCGCGCGCGUUCCAUCCGGGCCACCAUCAUCCUCUCCCCAGAAGAGGACUACCUGCGUCGAUGGGUGGAGCUCCCCUCCCUCCUCUUGGACUUUGCCGACCCAGGCCUCACGCGAUGGGCGAUGGUGGCCGACGACGAUACGGUGUUCCUCAGCAUGCCCAAGCUCUUCAAGGCGCUGGAUCGGUACGACCAUACGGAGAGCCACUACAUUGGCGCACUGACGGACGACUGGAGGCAGGCCGGCUCGGGCAUGAUCGCCUACGGUGGGGCGGGCGUUGUCCUCUCGAUGCCCUUGCUUCACGAGUUGAGCCCGCAUUGGUCCUCUUGCCGCCAGCUGGAGAAGGCCGGCGACUAUCGUCUCGCUGCGUGCAUCUAUGCUCAUACGCAUACGCGAUUGACCAUCGAGUGGGGGUUGCACCAGACGGACCUGUACGACGAUAUUCGCGGGAUGCUCGAGAGUGGGCGUGAUAUCAUUACGUGGCAUCACUGGAAGAGCUGGAAUACCGGGCUGGACCCUAUCCUCCUUUCGCGAGCUGGAGCAGCGUGCGGUAGCGAGUGCCUGCUACAGCGUUUCCUCUCAAACGCCGCGAGCUCAGGUCCCAAUAACGCUACCACGCCGGCGUCCACGCAAAGCGAGGUCGCGGGCGGUGAUAUCUCAUCAUCCUCGAAGCGCGCCUCGCUCGCCUACCACUUCGUGCACGGCCUCUCCCUCACUCUGCACCCCACGCCACUCCCGGACUUUGCCCGCACCGAGAUGACGUGGAAGAUCUGGGCCAACUCCGACUUCUCGCAAUCCGUCGGUCCCACACGACCGCGCAUUCGCGAGGGGAGACCGCCUCUCAGCCGCUUCCACGACAGCGACGGUACAGGUACAGGGACGGGUCCGCGCGCUUGGAAGGAGACGUGGCUACUCGAGGAUGUGAGGGAGGGUGAGGAGCUGGGCAAAGGGGAUAGCUGGGAUGACGAUGGGCGUGGGAUUCGGGAAAUUUACAUCAAGAGGGCCGGGAGAGCGCGGGGCUAUGUGACUGCAGGAGUGUAUGAUGGGGAGGGCGCGAGUGACGAGGAGGACGAAGGCCUCGAUGUGGUCAGCGCCGAAGCUCGUCGUCACCGAGAGCUAAAGGGCAGUCUGCGUGGCUUGGUGGACCGCUUGUUGGGCAACUCGAUGAGCGAAGAGGAGAGAGGGCGCAUCGUCGAGGAGGAAAUCGCUGAUGAGGAGCAGGAUAGCGUUGUUGAGUUGGUUUGGGUUUAGCGGCGCGAUAGCGAUACGGACACUUUUUCUCGAUAUUCUCUUUCUCUC